AUGCUAGCAGCAGACUCAUCUAUAAGGAGCCAGCAAACGGCUCAACUCAUCAAUGAAGCAAGCAGGCAAGUUCCGACGCGAAAGAUCGUAUUUGAUUCAAUACUCGCCAACGAAAUCUCAAACGCUGCCUUCAUCUUCAACCAAUCAACAUUCUCAACAUCAGCAUCAACAUCGCUACUGCCCGCAGAUGUGGCAUUCAGGGACUUGAUUAAGAGCCAUCCGAGAGAUGCUGCUCAUGAAGUACUACAUCAAAAGGACGUGUUCUCAAAUCUCAAAUCACAGUAUCUACAUAUCGCACACAAGAAGCUCCUCCUGGAACGCAUAUUGGCUUUUCCUCCGGAGUUGGCCAAGCAGCAGGAUGUGUUGGAUCUAGAGACAAGAGUACAGCAAACUAUCGAGACCAAGAAGCUUGCUAAAGUGGCGGUUGAAGAUACCAAGAAGGAGGUAGAAGAAAUGGCGAGGGAGAUCUACACAGCAUAUGAAACGUUGAAGAACGACGUCCAACAGCUUUUGAGGUCGUCUACUGAUGUAUCAGCAUUGCAACAGCAAUUGAACGAAAUCGAAGCAGACGAUGAAGGUCUUCAAUCGAGUCAGAUUCAAGAACUUGAAUCGUCGAUACAAAAAGAGAACACAAAGAUGAAAUCCAUUCAAACACAAAUGUCUGCAGUCACAGCCGAAAUCGAAUCUACACAGUCAAAAGUCCAAGACAUGCAGGACAAACUAUCUGUACUAAAUCCACAAAAAGUAACAGCCCAACAACAAGCAGAAGAUGCUAUACGUGCUACUCAACUUCAGGACAAGUCGGUUGAAGAAGUUUGUAGUUGGUACAAGAGAAUGACUCCUCUGCUCAUGACGAUGUUGGGACUCAAGUCUGUGAAAUCCACGAGUACAACGUGUAUGCAGAUGGUGUUUCAGGUUGCUAGCAGUGAGCCUGAACAGGAUGCAACUCUGCAAGUAUCGUUGGGUGAAGGUGUUGCCGAUGUUGAUGCCAAGUUUCUGGAUUUGACGCUACCUCUACAGGAAACAAUUCGAGAAUGUCGACACUACGCUGGCAAGAGACUCGAUGACUUGGUACCCCUCUUGAUACGUAAAUCUAUUGAUCUGGCACGUCGACAUGUAUUGAAGAUGCGUGAAUUGAGAGGAAUGGACGGCAAGGAUAUUGUAUAUGAUGACUUUGGACUGAUUAUUGAAGGAUUGGGGAAAAAGUCUGGUAAGAAAUGGAAGUUGCUUGUAUCAUCGUCGUAUCCUAGAGGUGUAGCUGGUGGAAUCACAAUAGAGGCUUGUGGUGGUGUGGAGUUGCAACACGUCAAGACCAAGAUAUCAACAGCACAACUCCACACUUUAUCUCAAGUGAUUCCGAUGCUCAAUGAGGAGGACUUGUAG
This is a messenger RNA of Synchytrium microbalum, 1383 nucleotides long. RefSeq lists its product as uncharacterized. Gene Ontology annotation, biological process: attachment of mitotic spindle microtubules to kinetochore; kinetochore assembly; protein localization to kinetochore. The coding region runs from base 1 to 1383 and encodes 460 amino acids. NCBI's taxonomy places the organism in Eukaryota, Fungi, Chytridiomycota, Chytridiomycetes, Synchytriales, Synchytriaceae. The transcript has 10 exons. Gene Ontology annotation, cellular component: kinetochore. The record is from RefSeq and is a predicted model, not a curated record.